AUUUUUAAUUAUAAUUGAGAUUUUUAAUUCUAAAAUUUUGCCAAUUAUUAGUUUGACAAGACUUAAAUGCUUAGUGUUUCGUAAAUGAGUAGAUAAAUGCUUAAUGUUUCGUAUAUGAGUAGAUUUUGAUUGAGAUUUAACAAUGAUUAAAAAUUUUAAAAAGAAAACUCUCUUUUCUCUCUAAAAAACUCCGCUCUCUCUCUCUCUCUCUCUCUGAAAUUUUCUCUGUCUUCUGUUUUCAUGGUGAUACCAUAGACAGGUGAAUUGAUCUGCUAAGAAAGAGAAGAAGAGAGAUGGGGUCUUGUGCGUCUAGACCUGAAGGCUGUGUUGGCCCAAGGUUAAGGUCUUCUAAGAAGAAAAACCGUAAAAGGAGGAAAAGCUUCAAGAAAAGAGUGCCUUCUCGGCUAUCCGAGGCAUCCUCCGAUAAGCUUGAUAGGUCUGCUCCACCUGACCAUCACUCUUCCUUCAUCCACCCAACUUUUCAAGAGCAUAUAGUCCAACACUGGGAUUUCGAUACAGGAAGCGAGGAGUUGUGGUUUGAUCCAGUUGCAGCAUUCGACUCAGACUGUGAUGAGGAGUUUGAAAGUGUUCAGGAGGAUAUGCUAUCUUUAAAUGGUCUUGAAGGUGUAUUUGUCUCCAGUAUUUCUUCUCUAAGAGAUGCUAAUUAUGGAGAACAUUCUUCUUUCAUUGGACAGAUGCAGAAACCAGAGGAUUUAUCAACUGGUAAUUCUGCACGAAACUCUGCUAGUGAGGUCACUAGAAAUUCAAAUAGUCAGGUCUUGAAUUUUGAGGAUGUUAGUCCCCAACCAAAAUCUGAUGGGCCCUCAAAUGAAGCAAAGCAGCAUGUGUUCCUUGAUGAUAUUGCCUCCUCUGUGGAUGAAGCUUCUGGAAAAGAGGACGGAUUGUUGGAUAACUGUGGCAUUCUUCCUAGCAAUUGUUUACCUUGUCUUGCAUCUACUGUUCCAUCAGUUGAAAAGAGAAGAUUGUUCAGCUCUAGCCCACCAAGUGCAAGGAAAAAGACUGCCUUAAAACUUCCAUUUAAAUUGAGAGAAGGACAUCCCAAUGCUGCCCUAUUUUCGUCAAAGAUGCUUCUUCAGAGACCAAAAGCAGGGUCUCAAGUACCAUUUUGCCGUAUAGAAAAGAAAAUGUUUGAUUAUUGGUCUCAUAUUGAACCUGGUACUUUCAAGGUUCGAGCAGAAAAUUAUUCUAGGGAUAAGAAGAAGGAUUUUGCACCUAACCAUGCUGCAUAUUAUCCUUUUGGCGUUGAUGUAUUCUUAUCUCCACGAAAAAUAGAUCACAUAGCUAGAUUUGUUGAACUCCCUGUUAUUAGCCAUUCUUGGAAACUACCAUCUAUCCUUGUUGUAAAUGUUCAGAUUCCCUUGUAUCCUGCUGCACUUUUUCAGAGUGAAACUGAUGGGGAAGGGAUGAGUUUUGUUCUGUACUUUAAGCUUUCCGAAAUUUACAUGAAGGAGCUGCCACCUAACUUUCAAGAAAACAUCAGGAGGUUAAUCAAUGAUGAAGUUGAAAAGGUUAAAGGAUUCCCUGUAGAUACAAUUGUCCCAUUUCGAGAAAGGUUGAAAAUAUUAGGCCGUGUUGCAAAUGUGAAAGAUCUUCAUAUGAGUGCAGCAGAGAGGAAGCUUAUGCAGGCAUAUAACGAAAAGCCGUUUCUUUCACGUCCACAGCAUGAGUUCUACUUUGGAGAAAAUUAUUUUGAGAUUGAUAUAGAUAUGCACAGAUUCAGUUACAUCUCUAGGAAAGGUUUUGAUACAUUCCUAGAUAGGCUAAAGCUCUGCAUCUUAGACGUUGGCCUCACAAUUCAGGGUAAUAAACCUGAAGAGUUGCCAGAGCAGAUCUUAUGUUGUAUACGGUUAAGUGGCAUUGACUAUAUGAAUUACCACCAACUGGGCUUAGUUCAAGAAUCCUUUGAUAAUUUCUGAGCUCAAUAGCCUCUAGCCAGAGAUAAGUGGACUUCUUCAUCUUCUUAUCUCCCUACUCAGGUGACAUUUAGAGCUUACAGUCACUGCUGCCGUUGCUGCUCAAUGUGUUUGGUAACAAAUGCAAUUCAAGAGGUUUUUGGUCAAAACGUGUCAGCUAGGAUGGCAAUAAUCGUGAUGAGAUAUGCACAAAUAAUUUGUACUAACAGAGAGAUAUGGUCAUGAAUUUAUUU
Messenger RNA from Durio zibethinus, 2167 nucleotides. The record is from RefSeq and is a predicted model, not a curated record. NCBI's taxonomy places the organism in Eukaryota, Viridiplantae, Streptophyta, Magnoliopsida, Malvales, Malvaceae.